Messenger RNA from Necator americanus (New World hookworm), 2727 nucleotides. RefSeq lists its product as uncharacterized. The coding region runs from base 1 to 2727 and encodes 908 amino acids. The transcript has 23 exons. Gene Ontology annotation, molecular function: protein binding; structural molecule activity. Gene Ontology annotation, cellular component: endoplasmic reticulum exit site; COPII vesicle coat. The record is from RefSeq and is a predicted model, not a curated record. Gene Ontology annotation, biological process: COPII-coated vesicle cargo loading; endoplasmic reticulum to Golgi vesicle-mediated transport; intracellular protein transport. NCBI's taxonomy places the organism in Eukaryota, Metazoa, Nematoda, Chromadorea, Rhabditida, Ancylostomatidae.
AUGAAGAUGCCUCGUCAGCAGAAUACUAAGCAGAACAGUGAAUACGAGAAUAACAGCGAAAAUAUGAAUAGGGUUUCUAGACUUGGAAUGGGUGAAUCAUUGAAAUUAUUAGGGUUGUAUAAGAAAUUCUCAGUAAUGGAUACGGCUAUGGGACACAAUUUAAUGUUAAGUGCAGCAAGGCAUAAGAAAGAUCCACGCAUAGCAGUGUCAGCCGGAAAUGAUGGUUUCGUUCACGUUUUCGAUGCGGAUACGGGAGAAAUUCAGGGGAGCGUACAGUUACAACAGAGUGACAAAGUUCGUGGGAUUACAUGGUGCGAAGUACGUCCAGAUCUACUAGCGAUACAAUACUAUCAGCAUGCGACAGAAUUCCGAUCGAUAGAAAGCGGUGAUGAGGAAAGUACUGUUGGUCGACUUGAUGUCAACCUAGUACCGGCAUGGGUUAGCGCUGCUCCUGUUGGAGCAUCGUUUGCUGCUGGUGGACGUAUGGCGACCCACUACCGGCUGUGGGAUGAUGUGAAACAGGCGUGGCAGUAUACCGUUGAGCUUAGGAAGCUGCCUGUUAAUCAAACGCUCUACACUUCUGCAAUGGAACUUCAAAAUGCAUGCGACGGUAACACAUUUGGACCUUAUUGCGAAGACAGGGCACAUUCCACUGAGGAUCACAAUUUGCAAACUCUGUGGACUUUCUUAGCGGCGCUCAGCAAUAAGCAAGGUCGACGGGAGUUCGUACGCAUUCUGGGUUAUGGUGCAGAAGGUUCUACUUCUAAAGAAUCACGAACAUCAGUGACAUCUAAUGAAGUCACUCAACUGACUAACAUCAUGUCAUCCAUGAACUCUUCAUUACCUCGGCAAAAUGGUAAUAACGGCGAUACGGUAUCAGACGACGAUUCUACCAAUAGUGAAAGGUUCGCUAGGCAACCAGAACUUGACUGGAAUCGUCUUGAUAAUAGUGACUGGUCUGUACUCGAUAAUCUGAUCAAUCAUGGGGAAGAGGUGGUAAUCGAUAGUCUCUUAGAGCAAAAAGAUUUUUCAAUGGCGUUUAUGCUAGCACGGGACAGUACAAGUCUAAUGCGAUAUGUGGUUAGACGUUUCGUUUCAGAAGAAUUGGCACCGUCACAGCGACUUUUUUCGUUAAUAGCCACAGAAUGUUUCGAUCAGCUAGUGGAGACCUUCCCUCGUGAGCAUUGGAGGAGGUUAUUAGCACUUGUGCUAAUGCGAGCAGAUCGGUCUCAUUUGAUUCGUACAAUGCGUAGAAUUGCGACUCGUUGGACCGAGCACGGAGGCGCAGAAACCAUACAUGCCGCUUUCGCCGCCAUCAUUGCUAGCGAUCUAGAAUUACUAUUGUCCGCAAAUCGUGACUAUUCUUUAGAUGAAAGAAUACAGCAAGCCAUAGUACUACAAAAAGUGUCAGGUGCCAACGUUGAUGCGGAUUAUGAGAGACUUUUACUCGACUACUGCGAGAAACUCAUUCACGGAGGAGUUAGUGAUGCAGCUUGGCGAUUGCUUAGUAACUUCGAAGCAACAGAUGAGCGUCUACUUGCUCUUCGUCACGACUUGUUCCAAAUAUGUGGAAGAGAAGAACGUACUAUGAGCAGGGAACCAAGAAAUCCUAGAUCGAAAUAUGUUAAGGAAAUCGCAAGCGCUCUGUCACCCUCACGUCCACAACUCAAACAUCCUGUGUUUCCACCAUCAAGCGCAGCAUCAUCGCAACAUUUGCCGCCACCACACCAUAGGCCCAUUGGAAAUCCUCCAGUCGCUACAACACACCUCCCAAGAAUGCCACCAUUCCCUUCUGCUGCACAAUAUCCCACUGCUUCCUCCUUUGGUGGAUAUUCUCCGACUCCCUCGUUGACGACUCCUGGAAUGCCAUCGUUUCCUGGAUAUCCAUCGACUCUCAGUCCACCCAUGCACAAUCAACUACCAACUGUACCUGGAUUCAAUUCAGUUCCAACGCCGCUUCCACCACCGCCCAUAGCGCAAACGGUGCAAACAGCACAUGUACCCCCUUCAGCCAUACCUACUACUUACAACAAUUACACAUCUUACUCUCAAGCAAAUCCACCAGUUGCACUGCCCGCCGGGAAUUCAGUGCACGGCUAUGUACAGCAGGAUCGGCCAAUCUCGACAGUAUCAGCUUCAUCUACCGGUGGUGGUAUUGAGGAUGCGCAGAACUGGACAGCUGGGUGGAAUGAUCCCCCAUCGUUGCCUGGCAAAAAAUCGUCCACAUCGGCUGCACCUGUGUUUGAGGUGAACUGGAAACCUCUUGAUCCUACUCCGGUCACUCUUCCUAAUGGGCUCCCUGGCGUAGCCAGCGGAGCACCGAUGAGAGCGCCGUCAGCGGUUCCAUCUCAACAUCAGCAAGAGCGUCGUGAGAUGCCACAGGUGCGUUUAUCUGUGGAGGAUCAAGCGAUAAUGGAUAGGUUUUAUCAUUUGAUUGAAUCUGUUAUUUCCGUCAACAGAACACCGGUUGCUCUUCACAAGGCCGAUGAGGCGAAAACUCGUCUUGGAUGUGAAUUAGCUCCACGAUUAGCUGCAGGAAGGUUGACUCUAGCAACUCGUCAGUUAUUGUGGCAGAGCUGUGAGCAGGCUUCCAAGGGAGACUACCGUUCAGCUCUAGCUACUUGUGCCCAAAUGGUCCGAGCAGGUGGAGAUUUUGUGGAGGUUUCCGCCUUCGUACCGGCGCUCAAGUCCUUAUUCUCGCUAGCGCAGUCGACAUUUGCCAGAUGA